Trachemys scripta elegans is the source of this 3217-nucleotide messenger RNA. RefSeq names its product erythroid membrane-associated protein-like. Lineage: Eukaryota; Metazoa; Chordata; Testudines; Emydidae. The record is from RefSeq and is a predicted model, not a curated record. The annotation marks the transcript as partial. The transcript has a single exon. Gene Ontology annotation, molecular function: protein binding.
CCAGCCCCUGCCCCCGGCCCUGACUCUGUGACUCUCUCCCCAGUGGACGUGACUCUGGAUCCAGACACGGCUAAUCCCAACCUCGUCCUGUCUGAGAAUCGGAAACGUGUGAGACACGGAGACAAACGCCAGGAUCUGCCCAACAACCCUGAGAGAUUUGAUCCUUGUGUCUUUGUCCUGGGCGCUGAGGGGUUCGCGGGCAGGAGGCGUUACUGGGAGGUGGAGGUGGGAGACAAGACUGGAUGGGUUCUGGGGGUUUGUAGGGAAUCUGUGAGCAGGAAGGGGAAUGUCACAUUCACACCUGGGAAUGGAUACUGGGUCGUGUGGCUGAGGGAUGGGGAAUACAAGGCCCUCACCUCCCGCCUGACCCCCCUUCCCAUAAGCGUCAGGCCCAGCCGGGUGGGGAUUUUCCUGGACUAUGAGGCGGGCGAGGUCUCAUUUUACAAUGUGACUGACAGGUCCCAUCUCUUCACUUUCACUGACACCUUCUCCGGGAAGCUCCGCCCUUUCUUCAGUCCUCAUCUCAAUGCUUCGGGUACAAACACGGCUCCCCUGAUAAUCUGCCCGGUCCCAGCUCAGGCCGGAGGGAAUCUCUGUCCCUGACAGUGACCCCGCGGCACAGACUGUCCCCUGGGAACCUCCAGCCCUCACCUUUCCCCAUUCCCUGCCCAGGGGUAGCAGAUGGGGGUGGAUGGGGGACAUUUACCCCUGUCAGAGUUUUCUACCCCUGUGAAAUCUCAAUAUAAAAUAUGAAAGAAAAAAGAUGAUUCUAAUUUAGAAAAUACAAGAAUAUUUUAAUUUACAUUUCAACAGUAUUUCAAAAACAAGCAUAUAAAUAUAUUUGUAGAAAUUGAAUUAUUUACAUUUUUUUAAUUUUUCCCUCAAAUCUAUAGUGAAGUUUAACUUCUCUAAACAACGUCAUUUGUAUUUCAAUUGUGGAAUUUCAAGAAAUCCAAAAUAUUUAUCUUAACACAAUAAACUACUAAAUUUUCAGACUGGGUUGUUCAGUUACAAUGUACAUGUGUCAUAAACAUCACAACUACACACAUGUGCAGCUGCUCUCUGUUCUCUCUCCCUCUCUUUUUAUUGUCUUGACUGGUUCUCUCUGGAAGGCAGGGCACAUGCACCCACCUCCUGCACUUCACCUGUAACAAUUAAUAGUUGAAAAAAUGAAUUAAUUAAGCAAUAUAUUUAAAUUAACUCACACAAGAUUAUAUAAUAAUCUUUGAACUUCUGUCAGCAUUAAUUCAUGAGAUUUUUAACUUUCUAUCUACAUAUAAUUGGUAAUCAAGAUAUGACCCUUCCUUUCUUUUUCUCACAUCAAUUAACAAAACACGGUCCCCAACCUCAAAUGCUAUCUUCCUAAAGAUAGAAAUCUCUUCUACAAUCUCCAUUUUUUAGUUUAUUUUUCUUUAGAAAUAUUAUUUGCAGGCAAUGUACUGUCAGUGUCCACUGUUGAUUUCAAUAUACUGCCGGGCUCUUCAUGUUCUUGGUUAUAAGGACACAACAAAUGUAGUUUGAUAAAGAAAAGAGAAGGGGUUGUAUUCCUUUACUGAAUCAUCACAAAUUAACUUAAUUGUAUUAAAGAUGCUGGCACUUAAUGACACAUAACAUGAAAUUUGGUGAAAUUUUAUUGGGAAACCUUUAUUCUCGGCCAUAAAUCAGUCAAAAGGGUGAUAUUUUUGUUGUCAUGUGUGGUUUAGAGUACAAAGAAAAUAAAGUUGCUACUGGAAAUUCAUCACAAUUCCUCUGGUUUCUGUCCACCACCUUCUGGAAUUCUCUGUAAAAAUAGUGACUGAUUGGUCUAAUUCCUUGAAAUAAGUGAUUGAGUCUAAUUUCUUGAAGAGCUAGCUGAACAGAGUAUGAGGGGAGGCACAUUGCAUGGCAUUGCUAAGACUACUUUUUGUUUUAAACGUAAUGUGGUAUGAACAUUUUCAAUGUAAUAAUUCAUUUUUGAAAAUGUAUUCACAAUUUGCCAUUCAUGACAGCUUGCCCUAAACUUACCUUGAUUAUUUGAAAAUAAAUACCCCAAAAUUAUCUUUUGAUGGAUUCAUUUAUGCUUUUUAUCCUGUCUGCUGGUGUCUAGGUGGCAUGGGCUGCUGAAGCUAUGAGUUCUUCCUAGUUUUUAACACAGGGAAAUUUUAAUCUAAAAAUAGAUAAUUUCCCCCUAAAAUUUCCUUCAGAAAUAUCUGCGUUCCUUUCCCUAUUUCUCACUGAAUUAUGUGUAAUUACUGUGGUUUCUUAUCCAAUCUUAUUGUAUUAUUACAUGGGGAAAUAUGUUGGCAAAUACUAAAAACCAUGUUGUAUAUUAACCUAUCUGACAAGACAUAAAAAUGUGUUGUCACUCACUAUUUACAGCAUGAAGUGUUAUGAAGCGAUUGCAGGCAAUGUUCAUUUUUAAAUUUCUAACUAUGAAUGGGCUCCUGCAUCAGUUCCUGCAGCCCCUGGCUGACAGACCUCUCUGUGAAUUAACCAACAUGCAGUCUGCCAGGGAACCUCCACCAAGUGUCUUUAUUACUUUUUAUGGUGCAUCACAACAUAGCAGCAGUUACGAGGAGCCCCCUUCCUGCUCCCUGAUUCAGACUUUUAUACUGCUGCUUUCUUCUCAGCGCUGAGCUAGUGACCAAAUCAGGCUCCCUACAGGUGCAAGUGAUCCCCUCUGCCCUUCCAAACCCAAACUACUCUAACUGCACCCGGUGCCCUGGGUGUUCUCAGUGACCAGGGUGCUGGCUUCCAAAGGGCUCCGUUUGUAGCUGCUAACAGCCCCCGUCACACGGCCAUGAUUGUGUAAUUGACCCUAUAGUGAAAAUAACACCAAAUGAAAACUGUUACCUCAUGAUUCAAUUCAGAACCUAAGUCUGCCAGUAUAUGCUCUGGACAACCAUAUUGAUAUAUAAUUUUACACGUCGUCUUCGCCACCUCAUGCGCUGUCAUAGAUCUAAGUGGAAAUUCUUCUACCUAUUUUGAAACAUCAUCUGUAGCUGUCAGUACAUACUGGUAUCGCUUCUGUGGGACUGGAUAGAGCCCGAUUCAAUCUGCUCCCAGCAAUUCCCAGGGUUUAACAACCUAUGUGCAAGAACACAGGCUAGAGUUAUCAUUUGGAUCUUUCCUGUGACAUUUUUGUUAUAAUCCCAUAUAUAGUAAGCAAAGUAAAUGUUAUAAUGUGGUUUCUAAAAUAGUUGAUGUCUCCACACAGUCAGAAUCUAACUUUUGGUGU